Messenger RNA from Syngnathoides biaculeatus (alligator pipefish), 1443 nucleotides. It is a transcript of the gene adra1aa, whose product is annotated as adrenoceptor alpha 1Aa. Lineage: Eukaryota; Metazoa; Chordata; Actinopteri; Syngnathiformes; Syngnathidae. The transcript is spliced from 2 exons. The record is from RefSeq and is a predicted model, not a curated record. The coding region runs from base 16 to 1443 and encodes 475 amino acids. Gene Ontology annotation, cellular component: membrane. Gene Ontology annotation, molecular function: alpha1-adrenergic receptor activity. Gene Ontology annotation, biological process: cell-cell signaling; adenylate cyclase-activating adrenergic receptor signaling pathway; positive regulation of cytosolic calcium ion concentration.
GCGGUCCCGGCCCAGAUGGCUCCUUUGACUGAAAACUGCUCCGACUGCAGCCGGGAGUUGGCUCCAGAACUCGGCGUGGUCAAGGCUGUUGUUCUGGGCUUGGUGCUGGGCGUCUUCAUCGUAUUCGGAGUGGUCGGGAACAUCCUGGUCAUCCUCUCGGUCGUUUGCCACCGACACCUGCGGACAGUCACCCAUUACUUCAUCGUAAACCUAGCCGUGGCGGACCUGCUCCUGAGCUCUACGGUGCUCCCCUUCUCUGCCAUAUUCGAGAUCCUGGACCGCUGGGUGUUCGGGCGGGUCUUUUGCAACGUUUGGGCGGCUUUGGACGUACUCUGCUGCACAGCCUCCAUCAUGAGCCUGUGUGUGAUCUCCGUGGAUCGCUACAUUGGGGUCAGUUACCCGCUGCGUCAUCCGGCGAUAAUGACGAAGCGCAGGGCCCUGCUGGCCGUCACGCUGCUGUGGGCGCUGUCUGUCGUCAUAUCCAUCGGCCCGCUGUUCGGCUGGAAAGAGCCGGCGCCGGACGACGAAUCCGUCUGCAAGAUCACCGAGGAGCCGGCCUACGCUAUCUUCUCAGCCGUGGGCUCCUUCUACCUGCCGCUGGCCAUCAUACUGGCCAUGUACUGCAGGGUCUACGUGGUGGCCCGCAGAGAGAGCCAGGGCCUGAGGGAGGGUCACAAGACGGACAAGUCGGAUUCAGAGUUGGUGAUCCUCCGGAUCCAUCGAGGCAACGCGACCGUGAGCGACGACGAGGCCCUUGGCAGCCGCACGCAUUUUGCCCUGAGAUUGCUCAAGUUCUCUCGGGAGAAGAAGGCGGCCAAGACCUUGGGCAUUGUGGUGGGCUGCUUCAUACUCUGCUGGCUGCCUUUCUUCCUGGUCCUCCCCAUCAGCUCCAUGUUCCCCGCCUACAGACCGCCGGACACAGUCUUCAAGAUCACCUUCUGGCUGGGCUACUUCAACAGCUGCAUCAACCCCAUCAUCUACCCGUGCUCCAACCAGGAGUUUAAGAAGGCCUUCCAGAGUUUGCUGGGGGCCCACUGUCUGAGGGCCACUUCCGGACCGCGUCGCCAUCAUCGCCAUCAUCAUCCUCAAGAUCUUGCUGCGGGCCAGAGUCAGUUGCGUGUCCACAAGCAGGCCCUGACUCUGAACCUUGCCCGCGGCCUCAGCCCGUCCCCUCCCGUCGAUCCGUCCAGGACUCCGUCCUCCCGGGACAGCAGGGAGUGGAAGGUUUUUUCGGACCGUCCCGCCGGGGGGACCGGGCCGGCGGACAAAAGCAGAAAAGUGGCCCAACUAUGCAGUAAAAGCUUCCGGCGGACGUGCUGCUGCGUCCCCGGUGGUGGCGCCCCCCCACCGCAGGCAAACUGCGCCCGUGCCCCUCCGGUCGGAAACCUCCCCACCAUCAAAAUCCAUCGAUUGUCCGUGUCGGGUAGAGGGGAGCCCGUAUAA